AUGUAUCGGUACCUGGAGAUAUCGGAGAAAGCACAUCUGGAAGGCGACGACAACCACAGUGAUUACCUGAAAUCUAGGUACGAGCUGUGGACAAGUACUUUAAGCACUGAGCUCACUGAUACUGCUAUGAACCUGGCCUAA
Molecule: messenger RNA, 141 nt
Organism: Plenodomus lingam JN3
Lineage: Eukaryota; Fungi; Ascomycota; Dothideomycetes; Pleosporales; Leptosphaeriaceae
Source: RefSeq, a predicted model, not a curated record